GUCUGGGCGAGUUCCGCUUCCGGCCCAGCGGCCCGCGCUCGCCCCAAUGGCGGCAGCCCCGGCUCGGCGGGUGGAGCUGGGCUUCGCGGAGCCGGCGCCGGCGUGGCGACUGCGCAGCGAGCAGUUCCCCAGCAAGGUGGGCGGGCGCCCGGCGUGGCUGGGCGAGGCCGCGCUGCCCGGGCCUGCGGCGCUGGGCUGCGCGCGCUGCGGCCGGCCGCUCGCCUUCCUGCUGCAGGUGUACGCGCCGCUGCCGGGCCGCGCCGACGCCUUCCACCGCUGCCUCUUCCUCUUCUGCUGCCGCGAGCCGCCUUGUUGCGCCGGCCUACGAGUUUUUAGGAAUCAGCUACCCAGGAAAAAUGAGUUUUACUCCUAUGAGCCACCAUCUGAGAACCCUUCCCCAGAAACAGAAUCUGUGUGUCUCCAACUUAGGUCGGGCGCUCAUCUCUGCAGGGUUUGUGGCUGUUUAGGCCCUAAAACGUGUUCCAGAUGCCACCAAGCACACUAUUGCAGUAAGGAGCAUCAGACGCUAGACUGGAGGUUGGGGCACAAGCAGGCUUGUACCCAAGAUCAUUUGGACCAUACAGUUCCAGACCACAACUUCCUUUUUCCUGAAUUCGAAAUUGUCAUAGAAACAGAGGAGGAGAUUGUGCCUGAAGUUGUGGAAAAGGAAGAAGACUUUGAGAUCACAGGAAGCAUGGAUGAAGCUCUUGAGGAAGAACUGGAUUCCAUGGCAAAGCAUGAAUCCAGGGAAGAUAACAUUUUCCAGAAGUUCAAAGCUCAGAUAGCCCUUGAACCAGAGCAGAUUCUCAGAUACGGCAGGGGUACUGAGCCCAUCUGGAUUUCUGGUGAAAACAUCCCUCAAGAGGAGGAUAUUCCCAACUGUCCCUGUGGUGCCAAGAGAAUAUUUGAAUUCCAGGUCAUGCCACAGCUCCUGAACCACCUCAAGGCAGACAGACUGGGCAAGAGUGUUGACUGGGGUAUCCUGGCUGUCUUCACCUGCGCCGAGAACUGUAGCUUGGGCACUGGCUACACAGAGGAAUUUGUAUGGAAGCAGGAUGUAACAGAUACACCUUAAAGACAUCUUCAAGCCCUAAAAAAGGUUACCAACAUCUUACGGCCUUGCAAUUCCAUCUCUGAUUUUAUCCCUAAGAAAGUAACUGUACCAGAGAUGGAGGAACAAAGAUGUGGCUUGGGGCCUUGUUUAGUGUUAAAUAUUUCUAAAACAGUGUCCAGUAAUGGAAUUACGUGAAUUUGGGUACAUCCAAGUGAAAGGUUAUUAAUGAUACACACUUAACACGGAUACCAAAUGAGCGGGAGGUCUAAAUUAAUACCAAGAGACCAUUAUAUCAUGGUGUUUUUGUAAAAAUAUUUAUACAUGUAUAUGUACAAAAAUAUAAAUUUGAAUAUAAAUAUAAAGCUGCACACCAACUAUGAACUGGUUUAUCUAUGAACAGUGGGACUAAGUGAAAUAGUCUUUUUACUGUGUACUAUUCUUGUAUAAUAAAAUGGGUUUUGUGCCUUUUUAA
Messenger RNA from Marmota flaviventris (yellow-bellied marmot), 1526 nucleotides. RefSeq names its product programmed cell death 2 (gene Pdcd2). Gene Ontology annotation, cellular component: cytoplasm; nucleus. The record is from RefSeq and is a predicted model, not a curated record. NCBI's taxonomy places the organism in Eukaryota, Metazoa, Chordata, Mammalia, Rodentia, Sciuridae.